AACUACGACUCCCAUAAUGCUUUGCGGCCUCUACGGUCAACACGCGUCUGCUAAUGUUUACAGCUGUCCGUUAGCUGUAGCCCAGCUGGAACAGCGUGUUUAACCGGCAAACAUGGAGGUGACAGCUGCUCGCAGGUCGUUUCUAUGUGAUAUUGGUUUCUGGGCAGACCGGACCGCCCUGCAUGAAGCAGCGUCUCAAGGCAGAGCUCUGCAGCUCAAACAGCUGAUCGAGAGCGGAUCCUCAGUCAACAUGGUGACAGUGGACAACAUCACACCACUCCAUGAAGCAUGCAUACAAGCUCACCCGAACUGUGCACGUCUGCUGCUGGAGGCUGGAGCCCAGGUGGAUGUACGAACCAUCCACGGCAGCACUCCCCUGUGCAACGCCUGUGCUUCUGGAAGCCUUGAGUGCACCAAGCUGCUUCUAGAGUACGGAGCCAAAGUGAAUCCUUCACUCACAGCUCUGACCGCCUCACCGCUCCAUGAAGCCUGCAUACAGGGAAAUGUCAAAGUGGUGAAGUUGGUGAUAGCCAGUGGAGCUCAGCUAGAGGCGUAUGACGUCCACUUUGGUCCCCCGCUGCACAUCGCGUGUGCGAAAGGACGCGUGGAGUGUGUGAAGGAGCUGCUGAAUGCAGGUCAGGAAGAAGACUGCAGGUCAGGAAGAGGGUUCAAGAAUAAAUCCACCCUUAAGAGAAAGUCUCAAAUUCCUGCAGGUGCUAAAGUGAAUUCAGUGAAGUUCCACGAGACGGCUCUGCACCAUGCAGCUCGAGGAGCCAUGGUGGACAUGAUCGAGCUGCUGGUGGAGUUCGGAGCCCACGUUUACGCCAGCGACAACAUGGGAAGAAAACCAGUCGACUACACAACACCUGCGUCUCCUGCGUACGCCUGCCUCAUGUUUUAUGAGAAUAAUCCUCUGACUCUGCAGCAGCUCUGCAGAAUCACAGUGAGGAAGUUUCUCAGUACCAGAGCCGCGGAGGUCAUAGGUCAGCUGGACAUCUCUCAUAUUAUCAGAAGCUACCUACAAUACUCAGAGCUAGAGGGACCCAGCUCUGAAGCUCUGUAGAAGACUGUUUCUUUAGAUUUAAAGCCACUACAAGGGAGCAUCAUGUGCAAGGUAUAAGCUUACUUUUUAAAAUGCAG
Notolabrus celidotus (New Zealand spotty) is the source of this 1140-nucleotide messenger RNA. RefSeq names its product ankyrin repeat and SOCS box containing 13a, tandem duplicate 1 (gene asb13a.1). The transcript has 6 exons. Gene Ontology annotation, molecular function: protein binding. Lineage: Eukaryota; Metazoa; Chordata; Actinopteri; Labriformes; Labridae. The coding region runs from base 113 to 1063 and encodes 316 amino acids. The record is from RefSeq and is a predicted model, not a curated record. Gene Ontology annotation, biological process: positive regulation of protein catabolic process; intracellular signal transduction; protein ubiquitination.